This is a messenger RNA of Drosophila miranda, 1188 nucleotides long. RefSeq lists its product as uncharacterized. The record is from RefSeq and is a predicted model, not a curated record. The coding region runs from base 1 to 1188 and encodes 395 amino acids. The transcript has a single exon. Lineage: Eukaryota; Metazoa; Arthropoda; Insecta; Diptera; Drosophilidae.
AUGCAGAACAUGCACAUCAGUCAUCGAUAUGCGCUGCCCCAGCGAAUGCCCCCGUCUCGACGCAAAAUGUACUUCAGCCCAGGCGUUAACUCGAGCAACGAUCAUGGCAGGAAUGCUGGCAUGGAGUCGAGCUUCAAUCAAAACCAAAUGCACAAAAAUCAGAAUCAAAUUCACCAUCUGUACCCGUACCAGACGUACUGCAAUCAAGGCAACAUGACGGACAACGUUGGGGAUCACAACCACCAGAACCAGAUGCCAAGAAAAGAGAUAUACAAUUUGAGUCGCAAUGGAGAGCAGUGUGCUCGUCAUCCAAUGUACUAUAGCCGUGGCCAUGCCCAGGACUCCAAGCACUGGCGCACCCAAAGCCAGUACAUUCGUUGCCCUCGUAACGGAUCGGUGGACAAAUCGAGCAGCAAUCCAGAUGAAAUCCAAGUCAAGUACCCCAUUGUGCCGUUGUUCUUCCGCCAGUCGGACGACCACUGGACGUCGGCCAGACCCAAGCUGAAUGCUGCCGCUGUGGCCUUUACCAUGAAAGGAGCUGGACUCAAUUCAGGACCAAGGAUAUCUCUGCCCACUGCCAUCGAUUUGACCGUGGGCCUUGUGACCAAACCCACUUGGCGUACUGCUCCGGCAGUUGGCCACCUUUUGCCAUCGGCGAAACGCUCCCAGCUGAAUGCUGCGGCUCCCGAGUUUCAGCCUGGGCUUCGGGGAUAUCAGGGAUCAACGCAGGCACUACGGGGAACACAAGUUGGAGUCAACCCAACCAUGGGCAUGGACCUAAAUGGUAUGCCGCCAUCGAUUCAGGAAUCGCAGUAUUCUCACAACCUCCCUGAGACUACUCAGUGCUACCCCGCGACCACCCGUCAGAAUAAGCGCUACCGCAAGCAGCCAUUGCCGGACCUUUUCGCCCCCGUGCUGGCUCUUAUGCGGGGCAGCAAGCGAUCCGUCAGUUAUCCGGAGAUCAUCAAUGCGCUGUCGGUGCGGCUCCAGCGACCGGAGGUGGAGCUUAAGCGCCAUGUGCCACACACACUGCAAUUGGCCGUGCACAAUGGGUACUUGAGCAAGCUGGGCAAUCGAUAUACUCUGCGGUCGGAGAAGGAGCAUUUGGAGAUCAUGCGUCGCAACAAGGAGGCCGCUCUUCGUGCAAAGGAGCUCGAAAAGGAGCCCCUCUCCUGGCGCAAACGCUAG